Molecule: messenger RNA, 5793 nt
Organism: Panonychus citri (citrus red mite)
Lineage: Eukaryota; Metazoa; Arthropoda; Arachnida; Trombidiformes; Tetranychidae
Gene: NSD
Product: histone-lysine N-methyltransferase NSD2-like
Exons: 8
Coding region: 394-5295 (1633 amino acids)
Biological process (GO): regulation of DNA-templated transcription
Cellular component (GO): chromatin; nucleus
Molecular function (GO): histone H3K36 methyltransferase activity; protein binding
Source: RefSeq, a predicted model, not a curated record
UGUUUCUCUUUCUAUUCUAUUUGAAGGCCUAACCGGCAACAGAAUUUAAACAUCGACCAUUUUUCUCAUCAAUCUUUCGAUGUUUAAUUGACUUAAUUGUUUUAAUUUUCACUUUCUCUUUGUUAGCUGAUCACUUAAUUAAUGGAAUGGAAACAAAAUCAAUGGUUAAUCUUAAUUGGAAACAAUUUAAAUUCUAAAUAUAUUGUCUGGUGUAUAUUCACAAUUUAACCUCAAAAAGUGAACCAUUUCCAACCUGUAGAAGAGAAUCAUCGAUAAUUAUUAUUGGAACGAAAAGGCUAAUUACCAUUACCCCAGAAUCAUAUUCAUCAUCAUCAUCAUCAUCAUCAUUGCUUUUUGUCAGCAUCAACCAUCUUAUUGAAGAGUUUAUCAAACAUGGAAGAGGAAAGUGUUUCACUUGACACUAGCUUCUCUUUAAGUCGACCUGAUGGUGAUCCCGUUGCCGAAGAUGCUUAUUCAUCAACAUCAUCUCCAUCUGGCCUUAAAUUACGUCUAAUUAAAAGAAAUUCAUCAUUACGUUCUGCCUCUUCUAAUGGUAACAAUAAUGAUCCUAAAUCAGGGCCUACUACUCCUUUAUCAGCAGUCAAAAACCGUCCAAGACAAGGUACAAAAAAUCGUUCAUCAACUGGAUCAUCAUCUUCUUCACCAACUUCAAACAGUGUAAAUUCAUCCUCAUCCAAAAAAUUACUAAACAAUCAACCCACCACAUCGGAUGGUAAAAAGAUAGUCUAUCUACCCCCAUGUGAUGACGAUGUUACUACCAAUCGGGAUAUUUUAACCAGAUUACCCGAGAAUGAAGGUUCCGAUCUUUAUGUUGGCGAUAUUAUCUGGUCUAAAGUUUCAGGUUACCCGUGGUGGCCUUGCAUGAUUACAAUAGAUCCUUACACUGGCAAAUAUUCAAAACUCGGUGCAAGCACUGACAAACCUUUAUACCACGUUCAAUAUUUUGGAUCUAAAGCUCUCAGAAGUUAUACCUCACCAGGAUCGACGAUGCCUUUUGAGGGACGUGAAAAGUACGACCUUGAAAUAGACAGAAUUAAGAACACCCCUGGUACACAAAAAGCUCUUAGAAAACAAGCCUUAAACAGACUUGUUAUCAAACCAAGUUUCAAGAAAGAAUGGAAAUUUGCAUGUGAUGAAGCAGAAGAAGCGCUUAAAUUAGACCGGGAGAAACGUAUCAAAGAGCUAACCUUUGUUUAUAUUAGGGUUAAAGAUGAAAAAUCCCCAACAAGUAAAGAUGAUGUUAAAACACCAAAAUCAGCGAAGAAAAAUAAGAAACCUGAAAAUCCAUUGAACGUUUACGAUUUUAGUGAUGGAGAUGAAGAUUUUGACGAUGAAGGAACAUCACCCACAUUAUGCUUAUGGAGUGCAAAGCGAGCUAACAGAAAAGGAGACUAUGAUAUCUAUGUUACACAAACACGAUCUAAAGUUAUGGAAGAAAAUCCCGAUUCAAGUGAAAGUGAAAUUGAACAUAUGUUGAAAACUCGCUGGAAUAAUAUGUCAGAUGAUUUGAAGGCUAAAUACUGUAUUCGUGAAGUAAAUGGUGAAGAAGAUAAAACUCCGAUUAGCAAGAAGAAAACCUCCAAUGGUAAAAAGCCAGAGAAUGAAAAAUCGCCAAGAGGAAGGAAACGGAAAAAUGAUGUUACAGUGAAACCAGCGAAUCAAAGUAAUGGUGAUGUUUCAAUGGUCGAAGGUAAUGGAAAUGUCAGUGAAAAUGAAAGUGCACUUGUUAUCGCUGAUAUGACAACUCCAAAGAAAAGCCGCAGAUCAAAAGGUGAAACCGAUGGAUCUGUUAAACGUUCAGCCAAGUCAACGGAAAUAAUUAAAAGUCCUAAAGAGGUUAAACCACCGAAAACAACACCUAAAUCAAGUAGAUCAAAUCGUACACCCAAGGAAGAAAAGGAUUCUUCAAUUAAGUCAGAAGGUACUCUAAUUAAGUCAACACCAAGUAAAAGUAAAGUUAAAGAUGAAGUGAAAGAAUCAUCUUCACCCAGGAAACGACCUUCAUCAACUCCAGUCGAUAAAUCAGCAGCUACUUCUGAGAAACCCAAACGACCCAGAAAAUCAACAAUCAAAGAAAAUGGUCAAUCAACGGAAAAAGAAAAGACUCCCAAAUCUCAAGAAAAAACUAAAGGAAAGGGAAAACAAAAGGAAACAAAAGAUGUCGAUAUGAUGGAAAAACAAACAGAUCAGUACAAAAAUAAUAAAGAGAAUGAUAAAGAGAAAGAGAAAAAUAAUUCAACUACUUCUAGUAAACGUAAAUCUGUUGUUCAUCAAAUUGAUUCAGUUGAAUCAGAGGAGACACGAACAAGUGAAGAUGCUUCUUCUCUCAGUGAAAUUGAGGCCAAUGAAAAUCGUGAGCUUAAUGAUCGUGUCUGUGAAAAGUGUAAUGAGGAAGCUCUUGAAAAUUACAUCCAAUGCUCUGGACUUUGUCUCAAAUAUUAUCACAACAAUUGUUUACCGAAAACCUUUAAUAGUGAAACAUUACAAUGUCAAGAGUGUUCAUCAGAUUCUCAUUCUUGUUUCAUUUGUGAUUCUCAUUCUUCUGAUGUUAAAAAAUGUUCUGAUUCUAAGUGUGGUAAAUUUUAUCACCUUAAAUGUUUACAAAAUGGUUAUCCCCAUAAGAUGAUAAAAGAUGAAAAUAAUGAAGGAUUUAUUUGUCCAUUACAUUCUUGUCUUACCUGUUAUGUUGAACACCAAGAUGACCAAAUUCAUAGUUAUAUGAAAAAGCGUCUCCUUAAAUGCCUUAAAUGUCCUACUGCCUAUCAUUUAACUGAUGAUUGUUUAUCCGCUGGAAGUAUAACUAUUUCAUUUUCAUAUAUUAUCUGUCCUGAGCAUAUUCCAGCCCAUAAACAUAUAAAUGUUAACUGGUGUUUCUCUUGUAAUUCAGGAGGUAGUUUAAUCUGCUGUGAACGAUGUCCAUCAGCUUUUCAUCAAGCUUGUUUGGAAACGCCUUUACCUGAGGGUAACUUUUUCUGUGGUGAUUGUGUGGUUCGUAAACAAUUACAUUAUAACGAUAUUGUUUGGGUUAAAUUGGGUCCUCACCGUUGGUGGCCUAGUAAAGUUUGUCAUCCUAAAAAUUGUCCUGACAAUGUUAUGGCUUUAUCUCAUUCUGUGGGUGAAUUUCCUGUUUACUUUUUUGGAAGUCAUGAUUACUAUUGGAUCCAUCGAGGCAAAGCUUUCCCUUUCGUUGAAGGAGACCUAACCAAAGCUCCAGCUCUUGGUAAAAAUGCCAAGAAAGACUUUAGAAAGGCUAUUUCUGAGGCUAUCGAAGCUUUCACAUCAUGGCAAGAGGCCAGAAAAAAUGCUUUAAAUCGUAAAAUCAAACCACCUUCAUAUGUAUACUUGAGGGUAAACAAAAGAGUUGGUAAAGCUCCUAAAGUAUCUCCCAGUGAAGACCAUGACACUGAACCUAUUGUUUGUCAAUGUAAAUCUGAUGCUGAACAUCCUUGUGGUGUAGAUGAAGAUUGUUUCAAUAGAUUAACAUUAAUUGAAUGUGAUCCUGUUCGGUGUAAUGCUGGAGAUAAAUGUCAAAAUCGUCGAUUCCGUAAACGAGAAUAUGCUAAAGUGCAACCUUUUAAGACGGAAAGUCGUGGCUGGGGCCUUAAAGCUCUUCAAGAUAUAAAGAAGGGAACCUUUGUUAUUGAAUAUGUUGGCGAGCUUAUCGAUGAGGCUGAAUGUGAAAACAGAAUUAAGAAUAUGAUUGAAAAGCAUGAACCCAAUUUUUAUUUCCUUACAAUUGACCGAGAUACAAUUAUUGACGCUGGACCUAAAGGUAAUCUUGCUCGUUUCAUGAAUCAUUCUUGUUCACCAAACUGUGAGACACAAAAAUGGGUCGUUGGUGGUAUUACCCGAGUUGGUUUAUUUGCCAUUCAAGAUAUACCUCAAGGUGCUGAGCUAACUUUCAAUUAUAAUCUUCACUGUCGAGGUAAUGAGAAAACAGCCUGUAAUUGUGGUGCUAAAAACUGCAGUGGUUUUCUCGGGGUUCGACCAAAUAAAAUACCGGAUGAAGAAUCUAGUAAGAAGCAAACUAAAAACGAUAAAAUAAAACCCAAACCAAAGCCUAAAAAUCUUCAUAAAAAAGAGUUUGAAAGCUUCCAUGAGGAUGAAUGUUUUAAAUGUAGAGAAGGAGGUGAACUGGUUAUGUGUGAUAAACGUAAAUGUCCUAAAUCAUAUCAUUUACCUUGCCUAAAAUUAACAAAAUUACCUCGUGGUGUGUGGUUCUGCCCUUGGCAUCACUGUGAUAUGGAGACAUGUGGUAAAGCCUCAACAAAAUUCUGUGACAUGUGUCCAACCUCCUUCUGUAAUGAUCAUGGUGACGAUCUACUCAACCAAAAUGAUAAAGGUCUUCAAGUCUGUUAUGAACAUUUAUCUUCCGAUGAAAUUUCCUCAUCAAAUGAAUUGGCAAAAACAUCCGAAUCUACAAAAGAAAUCAAAGAAAAUGGCGAUACAAAUCAUCAAGAUGAUAUCGAUUCAUCAUCAGUCAUUGAAACUAAGCAUGAAAAAGUGAUUGAAUCAGACAAAAUUGAUGAUGUAGAGGAAAAUAAUAAAGAUCAAUCACCAGUCAAAGAUGAAAUCGAAAAUAUGGAAAUUGAUUCUACAGAGGACCAAAUAACUGAGGAGAAGGAUAAAGAAGUCAUGGCAGAAAAUGCUAUUCAAGAUGAGCCUGUAAAGGUAACUGAAGAAUCAGAACCAGAACCAGUGGUAAAACCAGAACCAGAACUACAACCAGAACUACAACCAGAACCAGAAUCAGAGGGGGAAGUAAAACAAGAACUAGAGAAAGAAACAGAAGUCACCCAGACAGAAGUAAGAGAUAUUGAUAACGAGGUGAAAGAAUCAAUUGAAGAGGAAGAAAAUGUCACAGAAAACCAAGAAGUUCAUCUUAUAAAGGAUCAAGAACCUCAAAUGGAAAAGACUGUCGAAACUGGCGAAGAAAAUCAAAUAAUUGUCACAGAAGAAGCAGAGAAAAUGAAAGAUGAACCCAUUCAAGAUCAAGAAAUCGCCGAUUCAAUUCAAAAAGAAGAUGAGACUAAAGAAGUCGGCGAAAAAAGUGAGAUGGCUACAGAGGAAUUGAAAGAAAAGGUAGAAGAAAAGAAUGAUGAAAUCGUACAAAAUUCUUCAGAAGAAUUAAAAUCAACAAAAGAAGAAGAUGAAGAAGUUAAAUCAAAAGAAGAGACAACAACGACGGAAGCAACUGAGAACGAAAAAGCUGACGAACCAGUAAAUCAACUACAACCAGAGGCCCAUCAAGAACCACAACCUGCAACAGGAUAGACUCUCAUUAAUAGAAAUAUAAGAAGCAUGUUGAAUGUUAAUUUGCCAACUAUUUAAUUUUUUACCUAAUUAUGAAAACUUUUUUUUUUCCAACAAUUAUGCUCAGAAGAUGUUAAAACAAAAACGAAUCAAACAAAACACCAACAUCCACAAAAAUCCAUCAAAACAUAUUCAUACAAUUCCCUGAGUCUGCUCAGAACUUAAUGUUUAUUUCAUCCUAGAAAUCAUUUUCUUCUUGACUUCAAUCAGCUGAUUCUCAAGUAAAUCCUCUCCUCUCUCUCUCUCUUUCUGUAUCUUUUCCUCCUCUCCUCCUCCUUCACCUCAACACAUACACAAACACACACAUACAUUUGAAUUGUAAGCUUAUACAAAAAUGUUACCUAUUCCUCUUCAUUCCCUUCACCUUUACAAAACCAAUUUCAACAUCAACCCAAUCAAUCAAGUCUUUAAUUAGACACAAAAAUUAAAACAAAAUCAAUAAAACAAAACAAAAAAAAA